This is a messenger RNA of Manis javanica (Malayan pangolin), 2088 nucleotides long. RefSeq names its product membrane spanning 4-domains A7 (gene MS4A7). Gene Ontology annotation, biological process: cell surface receptor signaling pathway. The record is from RefSeq and is a predicted model, not a curated record. Lineage: Eukaryota; Metazoa; Chordata; Mammalia; Pholidota; Manidae. Gene Ontology annotation, cellular component: trans-Golgi network; plasma membrane.
AAUUGCUCUGAGAAAGGGACAGGAAGUCUCAGGGUUGGACAGCAGAGCAGCAAAAUCAUUCAGCAGGAACAGCCUAGGAGGCAGUUCUGGCUGAAGGCUCCCCAGAGGUGAGCUGACCCACCAGCCACAACACCCAAGACUGGGCGGCAAGAACAGAACCAUCAGCAUCAUGUUAUUGCAGCCCAAGACCAAGAAAGCCUUUGACGCCUUCACUCUGAAGGGCAUCAUUAUCCCCCACGGAGAGAAACCUGGACACAGCUACCAAAAGGAAAACCUGCAGGAAGGUCUGCAAAAAGAAGCCACAGUUCUUGGAAUUAUCCAGAUUCUGUGUUGCCUGAUGAUUUCAAGUAUGGGGGCCAUUCUGGUUUCUGCUCCCUAUUCCCCCCACUUCAAGCCAGCAGUUUCCACCGUUCUGAUGUCUGAGUACCCAUUUGUAGGAGCUGUGUGUUUUGCCAUUACUGGAUCUCUCUCAAUUAUCUCUGGGAAAAAAGCAGCUAAGCCCUUUGCCAUGAGCAGCCUGAUCACAAAUGCAGUGAGUGCUGUUGUCGCUGGAGUGGGCCUCUUCCUCCUCACUGACAGCCUCGUAGCCCUCUGGACUGCCUCUCAGCAGUGUGGCUCAGAAAAGGACUCUCUAUCCUUACUGCCUUAUUCGGGGUAUUAUUAUUCAACACACGAAGUCAAGGACUGUGUCCUGGCCAGUGUCAGUCUAAUAGGUGUGCUGGUGGUGAUGUUUAUCUUCACUGUGCUGGAGCUCUUACAAGCUGCAUUCACUUUUGUCCUUUGGUGGAAACAGGUCUACUCUAACAACCCUGGCAGUGCAUUUCCCUUGCUUCAGUCACAAGAUCAUAUACAACAUGUCAAAAAGAAUUCUACAAGGUCAUGGAUAUGAGUAAUUCUUGGCUUUGGAAGAAAAAGGAGCAACUCAGUGAUUAUGAUAAAGUGUGAUUAGACCUUCCUGACAUGUCACCUACUUUAGAUACUGAAGGAAACUUUCCAAAAUAGCUUUUGUUUCACACUUGCUCACUAUGAGUAAGUUUAUUGCUAUUGAAAAUAAUUUCCCAAAAGCCCACAUUAGUAAAAUAUUAUUAGUGAGUCUUCCAAGAUGGCCAUAAACUUUAUAAACUUCUCUGGGUAAACUAUCAGAAAAUGAUUUAUCUAUCUAUAAAUAAGAGGAGAAAAUGUGUACUCUAUGUUCCUAUGACCUAGCUAAGUUGUGGGGCCAUGCAGGCCCUGUUUCUGCAUUAUUGUCACAUUUAUAUUGCAUUAGGAUUAGAUAUGAGGGAUUGCAAGAAUAUUUUCAUUAAAAAUAUUUUUUAAAUUUAUGACUCCAUUUCUGUCAAUUGAAGGAACUGAAUUUUUGUCAAUUAAAUAUGGCUUAAUAUUCUAUCUCAUUUAAUGACUUUAUUCUUAAAUAUCUGGAUUCAAAGAUUAAAAUUAACCACAAUGCUCUCUCUGCCAUCUCAGUUUAGACCAAAUGAGUUAUUAGACAUAUAAAAAUAAUAUCAAAUUUAUUCCUGUAUUGGAAUAAAGAGCACACAACCUACCCAAUAAAGAGGUUCCUAAUAUUGCCCCCUGGGUCUAAGCCUUGGGUCCUAUGCCAGAGGGGAAUGUGUAACAGAAACAAAUAUGUAUAUUUUCCAAAUGACAUGUACAGAAAUAGUCAUACAAGUAUAUAUAACAGUCCCCAAAAGGAAACUACCCUAAAUGCCUAUAAACAGUAGAAGAGACAAGUAAGACUUGUAGCAUAUUCAGACAAUGGCAUAGUGAGUGGACAGACUACAAUUACAUGCAGCCAUAGAGAUAAAUCCCACAAGCAUAAUGUUCAGGGGGUAAAUAGUCGUGUAUUAAAAAUGCACAUGCUCUGUGAUUCCAUAUACAUAAAGUAGAGUUUAAACACAAGCAAAAUAUAUAGUAUCAGAAUCAGGAUAGCAAUUACCUUUGGGGGUGGUGACUGGAAGGGACCCAGAAGGCCUAAAAGUUCCUGGAAAUAUUCUUUUCCUUGAUCUGGAUGCUGUUACUGCAUAUAGAUGACUUCUGUUCUCUUGGUUCUAUGUUAUAAUUGAAUAAAAACGUUUUUUUAAAAAGUUA